Molecule: messenger RNA, 651 nt
Organism: Drosophila ficusphila
Lineage: Eukaryota; Metazoa; Arthropoda; Insecta; Diptera; Drosophilidae
Gene: Ufc1
Product: ubiquitin-fold modifier-conjugating enzyme 1
Exons: 3
Coding region: 95-589 (164 amino acids)
Biological process (GO): protein K69-linked ufmylation
Cellular component (GO): cytoplasm
Molecular function (GO): UFM1 conjugating enzyme activity
Source: RefSeq, a predicted model, not a curated record
UAUCUCUUUCGCACCUCUAAACGCGAAACGUGUCAACUCAACGUCUUUGUUUUCCCCCUGAGUUUUCCUUAAUUUUGGCCAUUAACCAGACGAUAUGGUGGACGAUAGCACCCGGAAAACGCUAAGCAACAUUCCCCUUCUACAGAUUCGCGCUGGGCCUCGAGAAAAGGAUGUGUGGGUGCAGCGACUGAAGGAGGAGUACCAGGCUUUAAUUAAGUACGUAGAGAAUAACAAACAAUCUGGCAGCGACUGGUUCCGACUGGAGUCCAACAAGGAGGGCACCAAGUGGUUCGGCAAGUGCUGGUACAUGCACAAUCUGCUCAAGUACGAAUUCGAUGUGGAGUUCGACAUUCCAGUGACAUAUCCAACCACCGCGCCGGAGAUUGCUCUACCAGAACUUGAUGGCAAGACGGCGAAGAUGUACCGUGGAGGCAAAAUUUGUCUGACGGAUCACUUUAAGCCAUUGUGGGCCAGGAAUGUGCCAAAGUUUGGUAUCGCCCAUGCCAUGGCACUGGGUCUUGCUCCGUGGCUGGCCGUGGAGAUUCCAGACCUCAUCGAAAAGGGCAUUAUUACGUACAAGGAAAAGUAGAUAACUAAAGUAGAGGAAAUUACUGGCAACAAAAACAUGAACAAAGUUAAAUAUGAAAGUCA